AUGCCGUCUGCCGUGUCCGAACUGUACCAAUACUCCCACGUCCCCGAGACGCAGGAAAACCUCGAUUGGGCUGAUCUUCCCACAAUCGACCUGGCCAAGUAUGGUACACCCGAGGGCAACGCGCAGCUCGCCCAAACUCUGAUUGAGGCGAUUCGCACCAAGGGAUUCUUCUACGUUAUCAACUAUGGUAUCUCACAACAAGCCGUCGACACACAAUUCGCACUUGGCCAAAAGUUUUACGAGCUUCCUCUGGAAGAGAAGCUUAAGUACGAGCCCGAUCUGGAACAUGGCGAUUACAACGGAUACCGCCCUGCCGGCAACCGGUUCUUGAGCGGCGGCAUCAAGGACAAGACUGAGGUCUGGAACAUGGCCACCAAGGACGGAAACAUCACCCAGCCCCUGCCAAAGUUGCUGGAAGACCGCAAGGAGGAAAUCGAGGGUUUUGCCAAGGAUCUACACGACAAGGUCCUGGAUCCCCUGAACCACCUCAUCGCACUUGCACUGGAGCUUCCCGAGGAUUUCUUCACCAGCGUACACAAGUGGGAGACGCAUGACGAGUCUCACCUGCGUUACAUGAAGUACUCGAAGUUCACGCCCGAGGAGAUUGAGAAGCUCGACGACGGCCUCUGGUCCCGCGGCCACACCGAUCUCGGCACCAUCACUCUCCUCUUCCGCCAGCCCGUUGCCGCGCUGCAAAUCAGAGACCAUGCGACUGGCGAAUGGAAGUGGGCCAAGCCCCUCGACGGCAGUCUCACCGUCAACACCUGCGAUGCUCUGAGCUUCCUGACCGGUGGAUACGUCAAGUCUACCGUGCACAGAGUUUCGGUUCCUCCCAAAGACCAGCGCCACGUCGACCGUCUGGGUCUUCUUUACUUCGCUCGCCCCCAGAAUGACUUGGUGCUGAAGACCAUUGACUCCCCGGUGCUCAAGCGUGAAGGAUACACUCAAAACGAGUUCGAGGCUGGUGGUCACAAGGUCCCAACGAUGGGCGAGUUCACGACGCUGAAGCAGACUUGGCAACAGAAGAAGGGCGUCAGCUACCAGUCUUCGGAAGGACAAGAAAUCCUUCCGGGCUUCAAGGGGCAAUACUUCAAGUAG
Molecule: messenger RNA, 1098 nt
Organism: Colletotrichum karsti
Lineage: Eukaryota; Fungi; Ascomycota; Sordariomycetes; Glomerellales; Glomerellaceae
Product: 2OG-Fe(II) oxygenase superfamily protein
Exons: 4
Coding region: 1-1098 (365 amino acids)
Molecular function (GO): dioxygenase activity
Source: RefSeq, a predicted model, not a curated record